AUGUCGACCAACACGCGCUUUAUGCGCACAGCCGACCCCAAGACGCCCGAGUACGAGCUCAACGAAGACGGCAAAGGGGUCGACGUUCCUCUCCUCACCACGCAGCCUCCCGACUCACCCGCGACGCCGCUAUACUCGCCCACACCACUGCGUGUUGGACGCGGGUUAAGCGCUGGCAAUGUCCCCUUGUCGCGCUCAAGCUCGGCGGCGUCCGCGGGCAGUAACCGGGGUAUCCUCCGACGCAUCUUUAUCGACCGUGUAGGCACCCCAAGCCAGCACUUGCUGCGACCGACCUUCCCGCCGCCAAACCUCAGCACAUACUCGCCCGUCCCGCACGAGCCGAUGACCAUUACGGAUCAUGUCAAGUUGAAUAUCCGACAAGCAGUAUCGUUCAUCGUCAGCACAAUCUUCCUCGGUGGUGUCGUAGUGUGGGCGUUGGCUAUUGAGGCCAUCUACAUGCUCCCGUCGCUGCUCAAGUGGGACAAGGCCCCAAAGUAUGCCUGGGACGACGACAAGUACUGGCGCAAGAAAGGGAACAAGAUUUCCAAAGACCCAGCAGACUACGCGCGUCAGAUUGGGAUGGACAUCGAGCACCAGACUGUUGAAACUGAGGACGGUUUCUACUUGAGGAUGCACCGCGUCGUCGACCCCCAGGCUCAGCCGCGUGCUGACGGCCGCGGCGGCUUCCCGAUCCUCAUCCUACACGGCCUGUUCCAGUCCUCGGGUUCGUUUGUGACCUCUGAGGACCGCUCGCUGGCAUUCUGGCUGGCCAAGCGUGGAUACCAGGUGUACCUUGGCAACACGCGCGGCGUGUAUGACAUGGGCCACAGAUCCUACUCGCGCGGUGACCCGCGUUUCUGGGACUGGACGAUCCGUGACCUUGCCAUGUACGACCUUCCAGCCCUUGUGGACCAUGUUUGCCAGGAGACGGGCUACGACAAGAUUGCCUUCAUGGGCCACUCGCAGGGUAAUGGCCUUACUUUUAUCUCGCUCUCGCUCGGCAUGGUGCCCAACCUCGGCAAGAAGCUGAGCGUCUUCAUCGCGCUCGCCCCGGCCGUGUAUGCCGGUCCCCUCACGACUGGCUUCCCAUUUACGACGCUGAAAAAGAUCGAGUGGCCAACAUGGAAGCGUCUGUUCGGCACGCUCGACUUUAUCCCUCUGAUGCGGUACGCGUACGACUAUUGCCCGGCCCAAAUCUUCGGAUCGCUGGGAUACAUCAUGUUUGCGUUCCUGUUUUCCUGGACAGACGCCAACUGGCUCAAGCGCCGCAAGACCAAAAUGUUCCGCUUCACACCCACGCCCGUGUCGUCUGCGUCCAUCUUCUGGUGGUGCGGCAAGGGCGGGUUUGCCGACCGCCAGUGCACGCUCGACGACAGCCUCGACAGGUGGUACGAUGACCGGUUCCCACCUCUGUCAAUCUACUAUGGCGGCCGCGACUAUCUGGUCCUCACCGAACCACUGCUAGAGCGCCUCAAGGAAAAGGAGACCGACGUCAACGUCAUCAAAGUCACCAAGAUUGACAAGUCGGAGCAUUGCGAUUUCUACUGGGCCGCCGAGGCAGUCGAGUGGGCGUUUGAGUCGUUUGUCGAUGACAUCGAGUCAACCCGGCCCAGGUAUCCAGAGGAGCUCCGUCGCGAGCCCGCAGAUACGGCCGAGCAGCUCAUCUAG
Messenger RNA from Apiotrichum porosum, 1668 nucleotides. RefSeq lists its product as uncharacterized. The coding region runs from base 1 to 1668 and encodes 555 amino acids. Lineage: Eukaryota; Fungi; Basidiomycota; Tremellomycetes; Trichosporonales; Trichosporonaceae. Gene Ontology annotation, biological process: lipid metabolic process. The transcript is spliced from 4 exons. The record is from RefSeq and is a predicted model, not a curated record.